Messenger RNA from Lepus europaeus (European hare), 3135 nucleotides. RefSeq names its product FAST kinase domains 1 (gene FASTKD1). Gene Ontology annotation, biological process: mitochondrial RNA processing; regulation of mitochondrial mRNA stability. The coding region runs from base 551 to 3046 and encodes 831 amino acids. The record is from RefSeq and is a predicted model, not a curated record. Gene Ontology annotation, molecular function: RNA binding. NCBI's taxonomy places the organism in Eukaryota, Metazoa, Chordata, Mammalia, Lagomorpha, Leporidae. The transcript has 15 exons. Gene Ontology annotation, cellular component: ribonucleoprotein granule; mitochondrial matrix.
CGCCGCACGCCGACCUCCAGCGGCAUUUUCUGCUGCUGUGGGGAACCGACCGUGGGGGGGAAAGGGGGAUGUUUCUCAAGGAAAGAUGAACAGCUCUGGGCUACGACGCGGGAGCGAGACAACACAGCCUGCCGCGGCCCUUGUGGGGAAGCAGCAAUAACCCUGACUUCUAGCCUUCCCCAGGACCUUCCAGAAAAGUUCCCGGGAAGUCUAGGGCCAGGUGGCGGCGGCGAGGACCCCACAGAGUUCCACUGGUGAGCUGGGGACGCAGGGUUCCGCGGAGAAACGGAGGCCCGCUGCCCGGCGUUGGGCUGUGAAACGCGGAGGACCGGGGCAGGGCUGAGCCCGCUCGGAACCAACACGGUGGAGACCGCAUGCCCCGAAGCUGCAUGUUGGAAUGGAUUUAGUCAUCAUAAUGGAAGCAGAAUAUCUGAAGUGUGUAACACCCAAGUACUGCACUGACUGCUAGUGCAGAUGGUUUUCUUUACCUAAGGAAAUUUGUGAUAUAUGUGAAAAGAUACCUUUUUUUCUAGACUCAUUGGUUAUAAAUAUGUUUCGUCUGAGAGCUGUUUGUCCAUUCUGGAGAGUGUUUCCAUUUCGACCCUUUAGCUGUGAACCGUUAAUUAUCCAAAUGAAUAAGUGCACCAAUGAAGAGCAAGUGUUUGAUCUCAUUGCAAGAAACAAAGCCGCACUUUCAGAAAAGCAAGUGGGAUGUGCAUUUAAUGCACUUUGGCAGCUUCAAAAGCAGAAGACUACAUUGUUAAAAGACAUUGAGGGUGUCAGAAACCAUCCCCACUUUCUUUCUCUUCAUAAUGUAACCAUAAGUAAAGUCAAAUUAAUGGAUGAUGAUACCCUGGUGAAUGUGUUAUACAUCACACAACAGUUUGCUGUGGAGGCCCAUGACCCACUAGUAGAAGCACUGGUGACAGAAGCAUGGAGAAGGCUGGAAAGGUUUCACUUUAAUGUAUUGUCUAAAUUUUCCACUUGCCUAGUGGAUCAGCAUUUGAAUUUAAGUCCAUUAAUGGGAGAAAUAGCUGAUAUUGUAAAUAGGAAUUUGGAAACCAUACAAGACUUAAGGUCUUUGUCUGUCUUGAUGGUCGGCAUAUCAUCUUUAAUAUCACAACAUUUUCAAGAACAAUUAGUGAAAAAAGCAGAACUGCUUUUUGACACCAUAAAUCUUUGUGACAUCAACAUUGCAAGAAGAAUAGUACAGUUUCUUCGAAAUGUGAAUUAUAGUUAUUACCCACUACUAGAAAGAUGUAAUAAAGUGUUUUUAAGCAACAUGAGCCACCUUGAUUUGGAUUCCAUCAGUAAAAUAUUUGGUCUUUACCAGUGUCUACAGUUUCAUAGUUUUGAAUUUAUUACAAUGGCUAAAGAAAGGCUAACUGAAAUGAUUCCUCUGUUUGAUCACCCUGCAAGCUUUGCCAAAUUGUUUGUAGCACUGGGACCCAUAGCAGGACCUAAAGAGAAGAAACAACUUGAGUCAACUAUAUUGUUGAUGUCAGAGGAGCUGACAAGCCAGCAAGUCCUGGCCGUGGUGGGAGCAAUGAAAGAAAUGGAAAGCAGGAAUUCACAUCUGAAUAAAAAAAUUGCUUCAAUUCUGCAUAAACAUUUGGAUAAAUACAAACCAAUAGAGUUAUUGAAGAUAACUCAAGCAUCAGUUUUUCUACAUUUUCGAAGUAAGGAGUUUUUUGUGAAACUCAGAGAAUUACUGCUUAGUUAUCUGAAAAUCAGUGUCCUGCCAAGUGAGAUUUCCAUCCUGGUCCACGCUAUUUGCAUGCUUCCUAAUCCUCAGCUAGAUGAAGCAGUGAUAGCCCGAGUUGAAGAAGUUUUGCCGUGCUGUGACCUCACUGAGCUCAAUGUUUUUGCCACAUCUGUUUUAAGAUGGAUUCAGUAUGAGCACGUGUAUUCAGAUGGUCUUCCUGGGAAACAGCUGAAACUGCUUCAAAAGUUAGAUCACUAUGGUUGCCAGAGACUACAACAAAGCAAUAGUCUGGAUCUGUUAUGGAAGGAACUGAAAAUUUUAAAAGGAGACUGGUUUUCUGAGUCACUUCUUGAAGACACAUUUGCAGCUUUACAGCGUUUGAUGAAUGAAAUUGAUGGCACAAAUGUUGCAGAAAUUGCAUCUUUCAUCUCUAGAACUAACUACCUCAGUGCUUUGCUGCUUGAUAGAAUAGCCUCCGUGGUUGUUCAGGAGAUUGAAAAGAUCCAUCCUUUUGCAAUCUUUGGUGUUAUUCUUCCAUUCAGCACCUUGAACUAUGAUCCACCUCAAAGGGAAGAAUUUUUUGGAACUUGCAUGCAACGCCUUAAUUCUUAUUUAGGUAUAUUGGAUCCUCUUGUGUUAGUGUUUCUUGGUUUCUCUUUGGCCACAGUUGAAUAUUUUCCAGAAGAUCUGCUAAAGGCAAUUUUUAACAUCAAAUUCUUAGCCAGGUUAGAUUCUCAACUUGAGAUUUUACCUUUAUCUCUGAGUGCAAGGAUCCAGUUUCGUCUUAUGGAGUUAAACAGAGCAGUCUGCUUGGAAUGCCCUGAGUUUCAGAUUCCGUGGUUUCAUGACCGUUUCUGCCAACAACACUACAAUAGAGAUAUUGGCAGUGUGGAUGGAGCACAACAACAGAUUUAUAAACUAUUAGCAGAGGUCCUGGGUGGGAUCAACUAUGUAAAAGCCUCAGCUCUUACUUCAUACUACUACACAGUAGAUUUUGAAUGUAUCUUGGAUAAAAGGAAAAAACCUCUUCCUUAUGGGAGCCAUAAUACAACUUUGGGAAAACUACCAGAAAUGUCCUGGGAAUCAAAUACCCAAAUAGUUGGAUCAAGGCUGCCACCAGGAGCUGAAAGGAUUGCUUUGGAAUUUUUGGAUUCAAAAGCUUUCUGUACAAACAUCCCUCACUUAAAAGGAAAAUCUGCUAUGAAAAAACGACACUUGGAAAUCUUGGGUUAUCGUGUAGUUCAGAUCCCUCAUUUUGAAUGGAACUCUAUGGCACUGUCAACCAAGGAUGCUCGGAUGGACUACCUGAGAGAACAUAUAUUUGGAGAAGGCAAAUCAUGACUGUAGUUUUAUUUAAGAUGAGUUAUCAUGGUGUGUCACAUCUGUAACUAUUUUAAUUAAGUUACCUGACUCAAUUAAAAAAAUCCUGA